This is a messenger RNA of Petromyzon marinus (sea lamprey), 1066 nucleotides long. Lineage: Eukaryota; Metazoa; Chordata; Hyperoartia; Petromyzontiformes; Petromyzontidae. The record is from RefSeq and is a predicted model, not a curated record.
UUCGGCAGUAAGAAACAUUCAGGCUGGCCUGCCUACAACCCUUGCUGGAUUUAUCCAGGCUGGGUUAUGGGAGGAGCUAAUAAAUCAAUUGAAAGAUUCGGACAAAGUCACAUCGGUGUGCUCCUCCGGCAGGCAAGGCUGCAUUGGCUGCGUAAUGUAGACCGCAUGCCCAGCCACCGCAUGCCGAAACAGCUUUUUGCUCAGCCAUAUAAAAGGGCGGCGAUCAAAGGGCGCCGGCCACGUCGCCGUGGUCGCGCGCCUCCGCUCCUGCCGGGCGCGCGUCGUGCCCUCGUCCACGUGCGACUUCUCGGCCGCGCGCCGGCUCAUGUGCGGCGAGGUGGGCUACGAGGCGCCCGUCGUCUACGCCAACAUCCUCCUGGGCACCGCGCUGCCGAUGGGCCCCGUCGCGGCCUCCUACGCGCUCAUCCUCCGCGAGUGCCGCGGGCAGCGGCUCCCCGGCGGGCGCCGGAGGGCCCUGAGCACGUGCGUCACGCACCUGCUCCUCGUGCUCGUCUACUUCACGUCGAUCUUCUUCACGUUCGCCACGGGCCUCAGGCUGGGCGCGGCCACGUCCCGCGAGGGGGUGACCGCCCUCCAGACAGUCCAGUUCAUCCUGCCGCCCGCGCUGAACCCAGUCAUCUACGGACUCAGGACGGCGGAGGUCAGGCGUGGGCUGGCGAGGUUGUUGCCAAGUAAAAUAUGGCCCAGCAGUUAGGGGCGGGGGUGGAGGCAGUGGUGGCGGUGGUCGGUUGUUGUUUUAUUGUUGUUGUUGUGCAGACUUCCGCCCUCCCCAUCAACGUAAAAAAGAUUAAAUGAAACAUCGCUUCCUGUUGGUAGGCUCGAUGUGAAUCACACCGAAGGUUGAGAGGGUUCGUCCGAGCUGGCCACUGACCUUCAGUGUGGCCUGUGUAGAGCACCCAUUGGAAAUCUGCUUGUGAGUGAUUUGAGAGUCGGUGAAUUUCAGAGAAACGAUGACUAUAAUAAUAGUGUUUAGAACAGUGGUUCUUAACCUGGGGUCGUGUAGUGUAUAGUAUUGUCUCGUGUAGUAUAUAGCAUAGUGUGUAUU